Dictyostelium discoideum AX4 is the source of this 1080-nucleotide messenger RNA. RefSeq names its product aminocarboxymuconate-semialdehyde decarboxylase (gene acmsd). The record is from RefSeq and is a predicted model, not a curated record. NCBI's taxonomy places the organism in Eukaryota, Evosea, Eumycetozoa, Dictyosteliales, Dictyosteliaceae. Gene Ontology annotation, molecular function: hydrolase activity; carboxy-lyase activity; lyase activity. Bases 1 to 1080 code for a protein of 359 amino acids. The transcript has 2 exons.
AUGGAAAAUAAAGAAACUACAACAACAACAACUACAACAAAUAAUGGUAGUGAUAAAAAAAAAAGAAGUUUAAAAAUUGAUUUACAUACACAUAUUUUACCAAAGAAUUGGCCAAAUUUAAAAGAGAAAUAUGGUUAUGGUGGAUGGGUGUCGUUAGAUCAUCAUUGUUCAUGUAAAGCAAAGAUGAUGAUAGAUGGUAAAUUUUUUAGAGAGAUCGAUAGUAAUUGUUGGGAUCCAGAUGUAAGAAUUCAAGAGUUAAAUAGGGACGAUGUUGAUAUCCAAGUUUUAUCGACAGUACCAGUCAUGUUUGGGUAUUGGGCCAAACCUCAAGAUGCAUUAGAUUUAGCACAAUAUUUAAACGAUCAUAUAGCACAAGUAGUAUCAGAGAACCCAAAACGUUUCAUUGGUUUAGGAAGUUUGCCAAUGCAAUGCACAGAGUCAUCGAUUCAAGAGUUACGUCGUUGCAUUUUAGAGUUGGGUUUACCAGGUAUUCAAAUUGGUAGCAAUGUAAAUGGAAAGAAUUUGGACGACCCAUCUUUAUUCCCAAUCUUUGAGGAAUGUGAGAAAUUAGGUGCUGCAGUUUUCAUUCAUCCUUGGGAAAUGGUGGGUAAAGAUAGAAUGCCACAAUAUUGGUUACCUUGGUUAGUAGGUAUGCCUGCUGAAACUUGUUUAGCCAUUUGUUCAAUGAUUUUCGGUGGAGUUUUCCAACGUUUACCAAAUUUAAAGGUUUGUUUUGCUCAUGGUGGUGGCUCAUUUCCCUUUACUAUUGGACGUAUCGAACAUGGUUUUAAUGCUCGUCCAGAUUUAUGUGCUGUCGUUAAUCCAAUUAAUCCUCGUGAAUACAUUGGUAAAUUUUGGGUUGAUUCUUUAGUUCACGAUGAAGAAGCUCUUAAAUUUUUAGUAAAUUUAAUGGGUGAAAAAAAGGUAACAUUAGGUACUGAUUAUCCAUUUCCUUUGGGCGAAUUAGUUCCUGGUCAAUUAAUUGAAUCAAUUAAAGAAUUUAGCGAAACAACUAAAGAAAAUCUUUUAGGUGGUAAUGCAUUGGAAUUUUUGGGGUUGGAUCCAAAUAAAUAUUUAUAA